AUGACCACCUUCAAUGAUCCCAACCAAGUAAUUCACCUCAACAUCAUGAACCCCUCAUCCUCCAUUAAUCUCUCCUUCUCCUCCCUUACCUCCACGCCACAGUUCACCUUUCUCCCUCCCUUACCCCUCUCCCCCCACCCACCUCCAACACCACCCAAGCUCUAUAGAGGCGUCCGGCAGCGCCAUUGGGGCAAAUGGGUGGCCGAAAUUCGCCUCCCCCGCAACCGCACCCGUAUAUGGCUCGGCACCUUCGACACCGCCGAGGACGCCGCCAUGGCCUAUGAUGCUGCCGCCUUCAAGCUUCGAGGCGAAUUUGCCAACCUCAACUUCCCCAACCUCAAACACCACAUAGCUCGAUCGGCUGCCGCCAUCUCCUUGCUUGAAGCCAAGCUCAAGUCUUUUAAGGACAAUGGCGGCGGCCACGAUGCGAGGAAGAGGAAGAGGAUGGAGGAGGAGGAAGAGGAGGAGGAGAGAAGGAAGGUGGUGAUGGCGGAGGAGGAAGUGGAUGGGGUGUUACUUAGCACGAUGCCUUCUCUUGAUAUGGAUAGCAUUUGGGAUUCUUUGAAAGAUUCUGGUUCAGAGUAGUUCUUCAGCAUCGUUUUUUUUUUUUUUAAGUUCUUUCUUCUUUGAUUUUAAAUUUUAACGUCUAACUUUAGUUUAAAUAUGUUUUUUUAAUUGGAUCUUUGGUGAUCUGUAGA
Messenger RNA from Dendrobium catenatum, 698 nucleotides. RefSeq names its product ethylene-responsive transcription factor ERF062-like. Gene Ontology annotation, molecular function: DNA binding; DNA-binding transcription factor activity. The record is from RefSeq and is a predicted model, not a curated record. The transcript has a single exon. Bases 1 to 585 code for a protein of 194 amino acids. NCBI's taxonomy places the organism in Eukaryota, Viridiplantae, Streptophyta, Magnoliopsida, Asparagales, Orchidaceae. Gene Ontology annotation, biological process: regulation of DNA-templated transcription.